This is a messenger RNA of Penicillium samsonianum, 849 nucleotides long. RefSeq lists its product as uncharacterized. The transcript has a single exon. The record is from RefSeq and is a predicted model, not a curated record. Bases 1 to 849 code for a protein of 282 amino acids. Lineage: Eukaryota; Fungi; Ascomycota; Eurotiomycetes; Eurotiales; Aspergillaceae.
AUGUCUGCCCCCGUCGAAACCCUGGACGCAAGCUGGAAGAAGGCCUUGACCAGCGAUGUUGCUGUGCUCAAGUUGGCAUCUUCCGAGGGUAACGUGGGUUUCCUCUCCAUCUUCUCCGAGAAGACCCUCGUGAGCCUCCAAGCGGAGACCUCCUCUCUUCGCCAAGAUCUGAUGGCAAUGGACAUCAAUACCAUGUAUAACAACUCGGACGUCUACCAGAGGCUCAGCCAGAAGACGACUGAGGGCCUUCAAGCUACCCAGAACGAGGUUGAGCUAGUCAAGCGCAGCCUGGAAGAGAACGCGAGUGGCCCUGACGCCAAGAAUGACGCUGGCUGGCAGGCUUUGCUGCGCAGCUCUGUUGAGCAACAGAAGAAGAACAGCGAUAAGCGAUGGGAUGAUCUCCUCACUAUCGGCCUCACGGAGAUUGAGAAGCUUCCCCCAACGAUGCGAUCUGGUGCAGCAACCACCUACACGGCCGGCCUGAGUACCAUUGGUGCUUUCGCUGGGAAGGUCAUUGACGCGCUGAAGGGCUUUGUCGGCCGUAUCAGCGAGUUCGUCACCAGGGCCUGGGAGAAGAUCAAGGAAUUCGGGCAAUCUGUCUACAACUGGGCCUCCAGCGCAUGGUCUAGCGUCAAGGGAAUCUACGGCAGUGUUUUCUCUGCUCAGGGUCUCUCUACUCAGAGUCUCGUUGCUCAAAGCACCUUUUCAUCUCCGAAUUCGAACGGCGAGAUUGCUCCUCGCACCCUGAGAAAGGUUCUUAGUAACGCGGCAUUUAAUGGAGCCGGCGACUCAGAAACGAUCAUGGUACCCGCCGGUUUGCUUCGCAGUCUGGCCGAGUUCCUGUGGUAA